AUGGAGUCUUCAAAGACAACAGGUGUGUACUGCCACAUCUGCAACGUACACUUUCAACAUGCUGACCUCUUGGCUCUCUGUUCUUUUCAGUCAAACUCGCCAAGGUCAGUAUCCAGCCUUGGUUGGAAUAUCCGUCCGCUUUUGCUGCUCCGGUAGUCUGCAGCAUGGAUGGUGCAAUUGAGCCGGUCUCGCGAUCCGCGACGACCGAGAGCGGGACCCUUUUUCGUGGCGAAGGAGGAAGGUGGCUGGACUGGAUCCCUUUUCAGGGGUGCCAAUGUAGUCUGCUGAGGGCAAGGCAGGGAGACCUUCGAGAUAGUAGCAAGGUCUCAUCGGCAGAGGUUAAAGGCAAGACAAGGUCUAGCACGGUGUUGGAGCUUUGUAUCGUGUCCCAGAAGUUCUUGUCGCGGAAGGCCUUGCGGAGACCCUUUCCUUGCGCUGUUGCAUGCCCAACACCGUGCUUGAAGCAGCAAUGUAGGACGCACCUGGCAGCAAUGGACUGGCGUAGCCCAGGAAGUGAAGGACCUGCGCAAACCUUGGGCUUUCAUGCAGUCAAAGGGGUUUACAACUGAGGCGGCGGAGAGAAUGCGGUAGCAUAGCACCCUCUGGCGUUGAGCGCGAAGGCGUCGGGCGCUCAAGCGCUUCCGGCCAGUCAUCAUGACCAUGGUCCAAAUUCCCGUGCUCAGUCACGUCGCCCGCCCGCAUAGCUUCUGACAUACGAAGCUGACAUAAUUCCCGCUUGCUCUUGCUCUCCACGAAUAGGUGGUGAAGGUGAUGGGCCGCACCGGUUCCAGAGGUCAGGUCAUUCAGGUCCGAGUCGAGAUGAUGGACGACGCUAGCCGAAGCAUCAUCCGAAACGUCAAGGGUCCUUGCAAGGUGGAUGACAUCCUUGCAUUGCUCGAGUCCGAGCGUGAGGCACGGUGAGUCUUUCUGUCACUUCUAGUCCGCAUUCUUUGAGUAGCGCAUCGAAUUGAUCGACAUUUUCUCUUUGCCCUCUAUCCUUUAAUCAGUCGUCUGCGCUAA
Ceraceosorus bombacis is the source of this 1020-nucleotide messenger RNA. The record is from the annotation of a GenBank genome assembly. Lineage: Eukaryota; Fungi; Basidiomycota; Exobasidiomycetes; Ceraceosorales; Ceraceosoraceae.